AAGGUGGAAUCAGUUGUGUUUUUUCCCGAGUGGGAGGAUACGAGUUUGCUGCCAGGAGAGCAAUGGAACGUUGAGGAAGAAAAGUUUCAUCACAGUCAUCUAGUCCCGUUUGUUUCCUCAAAAACUGGUGACAUUAACGAACUCCAAAUGGCGGAAAAGUACUCAGAUCUCGAGUCAGCACUAUAUAACCUGGUCACGAAGUUCCACGAUGCUUCAGCUAACAAAGAGCCCACACUAAACACGGAGGAGUUUCAGACCCUGGUCUCCACACAGCUGCCUAACUUAGUAAAGACAGGCAAUGAACAAGGUUUGAGUCCGAUCCUACAGCAGAUGGGGGUGGAGAACGGCCAGAACAUCUCCUUUGAGGACUUCUGGAAAUUGGUCCAGUCGACGGCCACCUCCCUGUUUGGCGAGAGAAAACCGGAGAAGACUGUUAAAUGCAAAUGCCUGCUACUGUGAAGAGGACAUAGCUGGAACAUGACUAUGGAAAAAACGUCCUAUUCAGAGACGUUCCAACUGUAGAAUACCAUUAGCAUUUUUGCCCCAAAACAUGUUGCCAAAUCUUAAAGUCCAUUCUGAAUACUAAAAUACUUCCUGCUCCCCCUUUCCUCGGGGUAUUCUGUUAUCGAACAUUGGAUGGGUGAAAACCUGUGCUCCUGUUACUACUCUACUUGUGUCAGAUCAGAAAGGAAGGGGAAGGAGGAGGUACACUUUAAGGGUGUUCAGUUGGGACCUUAUUGCUACAACUUACGGUUCACAGUUACCAACAUGAACUAGUCUUGUUUUUAUUUACACCAAGCACAUGUAAUCAGAAAGUUAUAUGCCACUGCCUAAUUACUGAUAUAAAACAUUAACGUCUGAAGGUACCAUAUAUGUUUUCUUUAAUACUAUAUACACAGUUAGUGUUUUGCUUAACAUUGUAACAACUGACGAAAGCAAAGAAUAUCAUGUGCAUCAAAUUGGUAUUAUCUUACAGUACUUGAAUAAAACUUUUGAAUUUG
Messenger RNA from Osmerus eperlanus (European smelt), 1001 nucleotides. It is a transcript of the gene s100v2, whose product is annotated as S100 calcium binding protein V2. NCBI's taxonomy places the organism in Eukaryota, Metazoa, Chordata, Actinopteri, Osmeriformes, Osmeridae. The record is from RefSeq and is a predicted model, not a curated record. The coding region runs from base 148 to 459 and encodes 103 amino acids. The transcript is spliced from 3 exons.